AGCAAUAAGGGGAGAAACACAGAAGGAUAUGAAGCGAGAAAACUUGAAUCUGAUCUGCUGCUCGUGAAUUCACUGGAGCAAUACAUGGAACAACUAAUCUGCCUGGGUCCACAAUGAGAGGAACUAAGCUAUGCACUGUUAAAAAUUAAAAUCGUUUAUAGCCGUGAUGCUGCUUAGUAAAGCACAGAAUGAAGCAAUAACUGAAAAUAAUCACGUUGAAAGGACAAAGCCUCCUUUAGACAUUUUAGUUUCAGUUUUACAUUUAAAUAAGUCUGAAUUAGUUAUAAAACAGCGCAGUAGUGCAUGUACCAAGUUUAAUGAAAGAAUAUAAAGGGGACAUGCAGGUGGACUACAUUCAGAACUCACUGUAAAAGAGUCUUAGUUGAGUUCCUUCUCUCAAAAAAUGAGUUUACUGAAAAAAAGCAGGCUGCUACUGCUGAAGCUCACUGUUGUACUGGGAUCACUGUGGAUUCUUCCCCUACUCAUUCGCCCGCAAACAGGCUGGGAUCCUACCUACACUCUCAGGUACAGCUGGUUGGAGUAUACAGACGCUGAUAGCAGCCCAGAGAAAGCGUGCAACUGUACAGCAAUCAUGCGGGGAGAGAGGGAGGCAAUAGACCAGGCCAAAAUACUGAGCAUCACUAAGGACUUCCGCAAGAGUGUUCACAUUCCCGAUGAGUAUUACAUUAAUGCAACACAAGACUGCAGGAAAUUCAAGAUAAGCAGGAAGUACUUAACAUUCCCUUUAAGCCAGGAAGAAGAGGACUUCCCUCUGGCUUACUCUAUGGUUGUACACCAUAAGGUGCAGAACUUUGAGCGACUGCUGCGAGCCAUCUAUGCACCUCAAAAUAUAUAUUGUGUCCAUGUGGACAAAAAAGCGAAGGCCUCAGUCGUCUCUGCCAUCACGGCCAUUACUUCCUGUUUCCCGAAUGUCUUCAUGGUCAACCAGUCUCUGACCGUUAUCUAUGGCGCCUGGCCACGUGUCCAGGCUGACCUUAACUGUAUGGCUGAUCUCUAUAACUCUACCACAAAAUGGAAGUACUUCAUGAACCUUUGUGGCCAGGAUUUCCCUCUGAAAACCAAUUUGGAGAUUGUAAGGAUGUUGCGUUGGCUGAAGGGCAAGAACAGCUUGGAGUCAGAAAAACUGCCUGAAGAAAAGAAGUGGAGGGUGAAAAUUUCUCACCAGAUAGUUGAUGGAAAAAUCCAGGGGACAGGAAGGGCAAAGGAGCAGCCUCCGUUCAACCUGCCCAUUCUGGUAGGAAAUGCCUACAUUGUGGUUAACCGAGGCUACAUCCGCAGUGUGUUGGAGGACAAGCGAAUACACGCACUGAUCGAGUGGGCAAAAGACACAUACAGCCCUGAUGAAUUUCUCUGGGCAACCAUUCAGCGAAUCCCAGGGGUUCCUGGCUCAACUUGGCCCAACCACAAAUAUGACGUGACAGACAUCAAUGCGAUUGCACGGCUGGUGAAGUGGCAGUGGCAUGAAGGGCCACAGGGUUCACUCGGGGCGGUGUACCCAGCGUGCCAUGGCAACCAUGUCAGGCAAAUAUGUGUAUAUGGUGCUGGAGACCUACAGUGGAUGCUUGAGCAGCAUCACCUCUUUGCCAAUAAGUUUGACAUAGACAAAGAUCCCAUUGCUGUCUACUGCCUGGAAAAGUAUCUGAGACAAAAGGCACUUGCUCCAUUACAUAAGAUGUAUUAGAGAUUUUUCAUGGCAACAAAGAAUGGAAUUAUCUGUGGCAACAGAUAAUUAAAUUUCCAGAUAUAUUUUAAAGUAAUUAUAUUGCUAGCGUGAUAAACACAAAUACAAUUUUAAAAAAAUGUUAAAUUAGUGGCAAUAUAUUAUUCUUUCCUAUUGCUGCAUAUCUAGCUGUUCAUCAGCCUGUCAGUUACAUCAUUCUACUCAAAAACGGCAUUCUAUCAGAUGCCAGUUAGGUUUUGGAUGUGCAUAUCUGCAAAAUACAGGGAAAACCUGUGGCAAAAUCUGCUGCAAGACAAGUGUGCAAUACAACGGCGACCUGGGAGAAGAUCUAUUGUCCAGUGAAACAAUGACCACAAACAAAAGACCAAAACUAAACAGGAAUGGCAUCAAGACAAAGUUAACGAGUGACCAAAAUUACUCUUCAGUCACAGUCCCCAUGCAACGUGACAGAGACUGAGCAGUUGCACAAAGAAGAACAAGGAAAAUGUGCCCUUUAUAAACCUGAUACAGACUAUUCCAAACAGACUGAAGGUAAAUUGCCUCUGCAAAAGGACUGAUAUCAAUUGCUAUUAUACUUUUGUGUGUCACUUUCCUGAUUAGGGUCAACAAAAUAUUUAUUCACUGGUAUUCAAUGUAGGUGGGGUACUUUGGAUUAUUAUGCAAUGUGUAACGUGUGCAUGUGGUGUAUGGUAUAUAUAUUUUGAAAAGAUUUGAGGAGGAACACAUUUUUAAUGAAGUUAAACAUUUUACAUAUUUAACAACAAAUGAAUACCUUGCAAGCCACAAACAAAUGCAUAUAAAUAUAAUAAAAAGCAAAU
This is a messenger RNA of Xiphias gladius (swordfish), 2520 nucleotides long. Its product is annotated as beta-1,3-galactosyl-O-glycosyl-glycoprotein beta-1,6-N-acetylglucosaminyltransferase-like. Gene Ontology annotation, molecular function: beta-1,3-galactosyl-O-glycosyl-glycoprotein beta-1,6-N-acetylglucosaminyltransferase activity. Lineage: Eukaryota; Metazoa; Chordata; Actinopteri; Istiophoriformes; Xiphiidae. The transcript has 5 exons. Gene Ontology annotation, cellular component: membrane. The record is from RefSeq and is a predicted model, not a curated record. Bases 404 to 1702 code for a protein of 432 amino acids.